AUGAGAAGGGUACAUGUACCACACCAGAUUGACAGGUGUAGUUUAAAGGGGGUAGAAUGGUAAAUUCGAGAUGCUGAAGUGGAUAAGACACUGCUCUCUUCUCCGUUGCCAAACAAACACAUUCCGGCGAGACAGAGAUGACAAUUACCAUCUACACCCCUGCGCAUGUUAGCACUAGCGGCCUAAAUUCCCCUUCUCCGCUGCGACGAACCUUGUUGCCGGCGGCGAGAUGUCACAACACCCCUGCGCAUGUUAGCCCGUUAUUCUCGGAGAAAAGGCGGGAAAGCAGACGAUUGGUCACAAUAUCCCUCGGUGUCUUGCUUCAAUGGCUCGCCGCUCCUAAAGAUGCAGUUGAAGCUAGCCCUUUUGACAAGUAUGUUAAAAGGAAACAGCUUGAUCCACUGGAGGCUUAUGUACCAGCUGUGCUGCUGGCUGGGGUGCAGAUUAAGGAAUUAGAGAAAUCUUUAGAGGUUGAUGAACCUAAAUAUGGAGAUUGCCGGAAUAUAUUGCGAUCUGGUCCUGCAUCAUCUCUUCGUGUCAAUAUUCGAGCAAUAGCACAAUAUGCAGCUGAUGAUGGCAAUGGUAAAUCAGCUUUCAGUGAUGUUGAUCAGUGUCUGAGCGCGUUGGAAGGACUUGACUCAUUGCUAUUGCGUGCGUCAAGAAAGGAUCCAGGGGCCUCAAUUGGCUCGAUGAAGGCACAAAUUGUUACUGCCCUAAAUGCAUUGGACAGUCUUCUUAAAAAUGUCCCAGCUGAUGUGCUUGACAAUGGAAAGGCUGUAGCUGAUUCAUAUUUUUUCGCUCGUGAGGAAGAUGUAGCACCUGAGAAAGUACUGGACCCUGAUCUGAAGCAACUGGAAUCUAUACUGUAAAUACGAAGCCUUUUUCUUGACCAGGUCUGAUUGUUUCAUCCUUUCAAAGUUUUUGUAUUGCUCAAGAUUCAACCUAUGAGUUGAUGUACCACUUUGUUUGGAUGGUUGUUACUUAUUGUAUCAUAAUGUCUCGCAUUUUGAUGGAUACAACGUUUGGAUAGAUCGUAUUGUUCCCGUCGUUACAUAAUGUUAGACAUCAACAAUCUAUAUAUAUAAUAAAGCUAGGCAUAGACAAGCUAAUGUGGCACCUCUCUAUAGCGAAGAAACCUAUUUGUCCUUUU
Messenger RNA from Lycium ferocissimum, 1150 nucleotides. RefSeq lists its product as uncharacterized. The coding region runs from base 138 to 869 and encodes 243 amino acids. Lineage: Eukaryota; Viridiplantae; Streptophyta; Magnoliopsida; Solanales; Solanaceae. The record is from RefSeq and is a predicted model, not a curated record. The transcript has 7 exons.